CAGCAGCAACAGCAGCAGCAGUCCCCCAUGUCACCGGACUCCAGGCCCGAUCUGAUGAACGCCUAUAGGAGCCCCCAGCUGAGCCCUCGCAGCGUGUCGCCGCUGCCGUUCAUCCAGACUGGCUACCGGAGCCCGAGCUCGCUGGACGGCUUCCCAUCGGCGCCGCCGUCGCCCGUCGGGCCGCCCUCGCCGGCCGGCAACAACGGCUUCUACAUGUCGCCGCAGACGCAGCAGAUGCAGAAGCAGUUCGAGCAGUUCAGCGUGGGCAUGUGUCCGGGCGGCGCGCCGGCCACGCAGCAGACGAUGCUGGGCUCGGCCGGGCCGUCGCAGCGCACUACGCCGCAGACGCCCACAAACAGCAUACCGGAGAUCACGCUGUCCGACUUCUCGUCGUCGUCGUCGGCGGCGUUUCAGCUGCAGGAGCUGCCACGCGACCUGCGCGACGCCAGCGACCUGCUGCAGGGUCACGAGGACGACUUCAGGGAGGCAGAGGCGCUGGGGGAGCUGGACCUGGACGGGCUGCACAUGCUCACCAACCAGGAGGAGGAGGUGAUCGACCCCAGCGCCGAGCACUGCUUCCGUAUGGAGUCGCUGGGCCAGUAGGCGAUGCUGCGAGCGGAGCUCCGCGUCCGCAUAUCAGGCGUGUCGAGGCCGUCCCGCCGCCGCCGCCCCGCCGGCAGGCUGCCCGCCGCGGCCGCCGCCGCCGGCCGGGCGCUCGGCAGGGGCGAGGCCAGUGGCGGGAGGCCGGCGCCGCUCGCGUGUCCGCGUCUCUGUGUGUGAUUCUUCGGCGGGACGCCAGGUCGGCCGCCGCGUCGUGAGGUUCGAGUCCGUGCCGGAGUGGGCCGGCCCCUCGUCUGCCCGCGCGCCGGCCGUCCCGCCGUGGUUGGCGGCCGGCGCCGAAGCUGGCGCGUCGGCCGGAGUGUCCGCCCGUUGUGGCCGCGGGCUUGGUGUCGCCGCCGGCGCGGGGUGGCUCUGAGGCCGCCGGGGCGUCGCGGCCCACCCGGCAGUGCUCAUCCUUGCGGGUCUUCUGGCUGUGGCCAAGCUUGGUGUUGUCAACGUGUGCCCUGCGCCGGCAGCGCCGCUCUUACGCGUGCGCUGUACAUGCGCCAGACGUAAUCUGCAUGUUAAUCACACCCCGCGCCAAUAGCCAAUGCGGUCCCGAGGCGUCUCCACUGCACAGGCUCCCGCGUACGCUUGGCAUGCCGCCAACAUAUUUUGCUACAGUUCAACGUGUACACGCACGCACAUUGGCGUACAAGGGAUGUGCUGUCAGCCGACCCGCUGGUCGUGUCUCGGUCGUGUGCGGCGCUUCCCUCCCGCUGCGCAUGGGUCCACACUGCCGGCUCGCCGGCCGCCGUGUGGGCGCGAGCCGCCGGCCGCGUGCCGGUCCGGUGUGGGGUGGGGAACGGUGGCUGAGCGGCUGCCGCCGCCGGCGGACAGCUGGCUCCUGGGCGUCGGGCGGGAUUCGGCCGUGUGGGCGCCGGCCAGGCCUGGGCGGGGAAGGCUUGCUGAGGCGGAAAUGAGCAGG
Pollicipes pollicipes is the source of this 1528-nucleotide messenger RNA. RefSeq lists its product as uncharacterized. Bases 28 to 603 code for a protein of 191 amino acids. Lineage: Eukaryota; Metazoa; Arthropoda; Thecostraca; Pollicipedomorpha; Pollicipedidae. The record is from RefSeq and is a predicted model, not a curated record. The transcript is spliced from 6 exons.